Microdochium trichocladiopsis is the source of this 2406-nucleotide messenger RNA. RefSeq lists its product as uncharacterized. The coding region runs from base 332 to 2200 and encodes 622 amino acids. The record is from RefSeq and is a predicted model, not a curated record. NCBI's taxonomy places the organism in Eukaryota, Fungi, Ascomycota, Sordariomycetes, Xylariales, Microdochiaceae. The transcript has a single exon.
CACUUCUUAAAAUUGGUGUCAUCUGUAUCAUAAAUGAAUUUGUAGACUUUCCAUUUUGUUAGUUCUGGGAUGGGCGAACUUGGAAGCUCUGAGAUGCAGGAGCGUGGAUGGCUCGACUGGCAAUUGCGACGGGCAAGGCCGUUCCUUCCUCAGCCAUGAAGCGAAACCGUCUGCCCCUGCUUACUCCAUUGCCUUCUUCACACCUGGGCAGUCUGCGUUGUCAUGCCGGUCCCGCAACCUUGAUAAUCUCGAGACGGCCCGCUCCUCAACACGAUGCUCUUGCUCCCCUGGCGCGCUUUCCAGUCCAGCACCACGGUUGAGCGUUGCCACCAUGAGUUGGGAAUAUGCUCAGCCAUAUCCCCAGAGCGAGCCGAGCCAAACCCAGCCGGUCUGCCGCCAUGACUUUUUCGAGACCCAUGGCUCGGCGAGCUUCGCAUCUCAGCUGCCCUCACAUCAGCGCCCGCUAACACCGCAGUCGUUCCACAGCCACGUUGAGUAUGCCAGCUACCCCCUCAGGGGCCCCUUCGACCGGAAUGGCCAGUCACCAUUGUCGACCACAAUACCUCUUCUUGAUCCAGAUCACACACGUGUGCCUUCAUCUUAUCCUCCUUUGCCGGAUCACGGGGUUUCUUCACAACCAGAUAACUUGCUCCCUGUGACCAUGCUGGCUCAGCGUUUCUCCCAUCAGGCACAUGCGCCAAACUUCGACCCAAGAGUCAUCUCAACCCAUGGAUGGAUUCGUGGUAGCAAUGAGAGUGGCCACCACGGCGCAGCGCCAGAAUAUCUGAGUAAUCAGCAUCAAAACCCGCGGCAGCGAUGGAUACGCGAUGUGAAUCGCCCUCCCUCUGUACCAUUGCGACAACAAGUCACGACAGCCUCCAAACACGUUGGGUCGUCGUCCCUAAUCUCUACGCAGUCACAGAUGCCUUCAGCCCUGUCAUCGACGAGCAGGGGCUGCACCCAACAUCAUGGCGGCACGAACGAGUCCACGCAACAAAAUCACCAAUCUGACAUAGCUGCCACAAGCGCUGCGGCUGACGUUGGUUCUUACACAAGGUUCCUGAAUGCUACAAUCCCUCCAAGGAGCCUACCAUUCGGUACAACAAAAAAGGCAAGUGUUCUUGAGACUGGCACGCUCGCAGUUGCACUUGAAGUUACGAAGCAGACACAGGGAACCAAGUCAUCGGCUCGUGCGAAGCCAGCAAAACAAACGAUGGCCGCGAAAGCGGCAAGUAGUAAAGAACAGGCUUCUGCAGCCAACACAACAAAUCAUCAGUAUUCCAUUGCACACGAGAAAGUGAACGGAAGUAGGGCAUCAGUCAUGGUCCUGGUCGAUGAAAUCCCGGGAAGUCCUGCAAAGGUAAAGGCUGUCGCAGAAAACAAGCGAAAGAGGCCGUCAACAGCGCAAAAUCCCUCUCGAGCGCCGCCCGCAAAGAAAACCAAAGCGAAGCCUCAGAAGCAGUCUCGAGAGAACGUUUCGGUCGGCACCCAGCCAUUGUCGGGAAUAGUGAUGUCUCUGAGAAGCCAGAACCCAUCCGAAGGAACCCGGCCUUCUCCUUCUGGUCUUGUUCCUGUGAGCUCAACUGCAAAGGGACACGAGGUCGACAAUGCGACGAUAACAGGAUCCACGGCGAAAGCUGCGUUAACGACAUCUCCUAUUGAGCCACAUGAAGCCGUCAAAGCCCGACCGUCUCGAAGACGUCAGCCUACUGCAAAGAAGGCUCUGGAAGCAAGUGCAAAUAGUGACCUUGCUGUUGAAAUACCCAAGGAUAAGCCAAAGCAGGCCAGGGCACGAAAAUCGCGCCCGCCCAGAGCCACAGCACAGCAACCUGCCCCGGAAAGGCUGCAGGCACUCAAUAUAACGAGUACUAUUUCUCAUGAUCAUGCUGCUCAAGCGCGGGAGAGCAACCUGGCGGAUACAGCCAAUUCUCAAGCAGUCGGGGCAAGGUUGCCAACAAUUACAGCCCAGUCGAGUCAGACGGCAGAUGCACCACGAUCGACGACGCCCGAAUUACUGAGCCUUAUGUCUGAUAUGGAAACACUGGUGAAUGAGGAUCCGUUUGAGGAACCAUCUUUUCUUGGUGCAUUGAUGAGUCUGCAACAAGUCCAAAGCAUUUUGCUGGAGAGGCUGCAGCCAGGUGAUGUGUCUCGGCUGACGAGCUCAGCUGGAUGCAAGUAUCUGCUUUCAUGCCGGCUUUAAUAUUUUCUCAUCUCGCACAAUCUGAGCAUCCCAGGUCCAAAACGAAAGGUGAUACCAUGGACGUGAUCUCCAGGAGGAGCUUCAACGACGGAAACGAUAUGAUGGGAUAUUCACAUGGUGGGGAUAUGCAUAUAACGAACUGGCCGAGUCCUGCCAUCACUGGCGUGUGACAGCACCCACUCAAUCGCUGACAAACUGAAAUUUAC